Megalops cyprinoides (Indo-Pacific tarpon) is the source of this 4190-nucleotide messenger RNA. It is a transcript of the gene cept1b, whose product is annotated as choline/ethanolamine phosphotransferase 1b. Gene Ontology annotation, cellular component: endoplasmic reticulum membrane; Golgi apparatus. Gene Ontology annotation, molecular function: diacylglycerol cholinephosphotransferase activity; ethanolaminephosphotransferase activity. The transcript is spliced from 9 exons. The record is from RefSeq and is a predicted model, not a curated record. Gene Ontology annotation, biological process: phosphatidylethanolamine biosynthetic process. Lineage: Eukaryota; Metazoa; Chordata; Actinopteri; Elopiformes; Megalopidae. Bases 396 to 1673 code for a protein of 425 amino acids.
CGAACGCGUUCUCGGUUUUCAGCUGCGACGGAAGUGGCUGGCGUUCCCCGUUUAAGACUGUCAAUCCGGGCGGCAGCGUGUCGGGCAGUCUGAAACGUACCAGUUCCGUUCAGUCCGACCGGGAGAGAUCUCUGAAUUGCAUUAAGGGGAUAUAACAAGCUAUCGUACGUUUUCCGGGGGAACGUUCUCCUUCCGAUUACACCCUUAAAGUCAUCAGGUGUUUUGAGUUUUUGAAUCCUGCCCCCGCUGUUGGAGAGCCAAAGGAGAGACCGGCGCCUUGGGCCGUUAUUGCAAUAGAAGGACCUGAGGGCGGCUUAGCAGUGGAUCCCUAGCGUCCCAGCAGGGGGGGGAGGCAGUUGUUGGCAGAGCGGAGCGUGUGCAGACCAGGGCACCCAAUGAGCAGCUACCGCUCCUCAAGGGCGCGGGGGGGCCCGGACGGGGGGUGGGCCCCGGACACGGCGUGCCGGCCGGCCCCGGGUGGGCCGGGGUUCUGCAUCCUGAGCAGGCUGAUCCAGCUGCCGGCCCCGCCCCUGUCGCGGAACCAGCUGAAGCGCCUGGAGGAGCACCGCUACAGCAGCUCCGGGCGCUCCCUGCUGGAGCCCGUCAUGCAGUGCUACUGGGAGUGGCUGGUGGGCCGCGUCCCCACCUGGAUCGCCCCCAACCUCAUCACCAUCGUGGGCCUCGUCACCAACAUCUUCACCACCCUGGUGCUCGUCUACUACUGCCCCACUGCCACGGAGCAGGCACCUCUGUGGGCAUACCUGUCGUGCGCGGUGGGCCUCUUCAUCUACCAAUCCCUGGACGCCAUCGAUGGGAAACAGGCGAGACGUACCAAUAGCAGCUCCCCGCUGGGGGAGCUCUUUGACCACGGCUGCGACUCCCUCUCCACAGUGUUUGUGGUCUUGGGCACGUGCAUCGCCAUACAGCUGGGCACCAACCCUGACUGGAUGUUCUUCUGCUGUUUCGCCGGGAUGUUCAUGUUCUACUGCGCCCACUGGCAGACCUAUGUUUCAGGCACCCUGCGCUUCGGCAUCAUUGACGUGACUGAAGUGCAAAUCCUCAUUAUAAUCAUGUAUUUGCUGGCUGCGAUUGGAGGAUCGGCAUUUUGGCAGUCUCCGAUUCCACUAAUAAACAUCCAGAUGAAAAUAGUGCCCGCCCUCUGCACUUUCGUAGGGGCCAUCUUUACCUGUACAAACUACUUCCGGGUCAUAUUCACCGGGGGCGUGGGCAAAAACGGAUCCACAAUAGCAGGAACAAGUGUCCUGUCUCCAGUCUUGCACAUAGGGUCGGUAAUCAUACUGGCCAUUAUGAUCUACAAGAAAUCCACCGUCCAGCUGUUUGAAAAACACCCCUGUCUUUACAUCCUGGCGUUCGGCUUUGUGUCCGCCAAGAUCACAAAUAAACUGGUGGUUGCACACAUGACAAAAAGUGAAAUGUACCUUCAUGACUUAGCCUUUCUGGGGCCCGGGCUGCUAUUUCUGGACCAGUAUUUCAACAGCUUUAUUGACGAGUACCUGGUCCUCUGGAUCGCUCUGGUCCUCUCCUUCUUCGACCUGGUGCGCUACUGCGUCAGCGUCUGCAACCAGAUCGCCUCCCACCUGCACAUCUGCGUCUUCAAGAUCAAGCCGCUGGCCGCCUCGCUGUCCAGCCAGCAAGGACACAACCACCAUUAGGGACUUCCUCUCCCCUGCUGCCGCCGCCCGCCAACAUACCGCAUCAGCGGGGAGAGGCGUGGCGUCCCGGCGGGGGGUGAAGGUGAACCGGCGCAGAGGGAGUGCGGUAAGGCUGAAACGAGAGGAGGAGUGAAACCAGGCGAAGAUUAUUUAUUUGUCACUGUCGUGUGCACUUUCGCUCUUUUUUUUCUGCGGUGAACAUCUCAUUAUUACCGCCAGGCUCCUGUAUAAGGGCCUGUUUCUUCAUUUUCGUUGUAAGUUGGGGUGAAUCUGAGAAAAGAGGAAAAAUAGUAAGAAUAACCAUUAACUUAUUCAGCUCUUCCCAUUUGUUAAUCUGUGAACUGGUACCUUAAAUGCAUUUUCAGAAAAAUUGGUCAGUUUGUUUGUUUUUUGUUUACAGAAAAUACUUUAGGGAAAGUUUUGAAGGAUGACCAUAUACCUUUUGCUUUCAGCUUUUGAGAAGGGAUCUCUUCUCAACAUAAAUAUUUCCGCAACAUUAGCACCUAAUUCACUUUGGGUUUUUUAUGUCUCGAGUACUAAAUGCUUCAGGCUGAACAUCUGCCUCCACUCAAAAAAUGAUCCCCAACCAGAAAUUUAUACUGUAGGUUAACUUGAUCUACUUGCUGCUUAUUACUAGGUGGUCUUGAUUAUUUUAGGAGAUGUACCUGUUUUUUUUUACUUCUACAGACAAAACAAGCCUCUUUGUUUUUUUUUUGAUUUCCAUUCUGUGCCAUUCUCAGAUCAUGUUGCAGCUUAAUGUCACAUGACAGUGUAGUCUCACCUGUUGCCUGAAAUGCUAAACCUACAUAUGAAAUUCAAUAUGCCAGGAUUUGGCCCAUACAGGGACAUAAGAGAGAAAUAAAGAUGGCUAUUAAAAUGACAAAAGUAAAAGGGGGUAAGAAGUGUAUUUUAUUGUGAGCUUACAUACUGCCAGGAGUGACACAGUGACCCUUUCUGUCAGCAGGCUUUGCUCAAUAUGGUCACGUUCAAGUGUGUAAAUUUUCCUAAUUUUAUUGCCUGCUUCAUCUAAGCCAAAACUGCUAAGAAAAUCAUACUCGAUUCUAAUGUAGACUUCAGAACUGGCAUUUUUCUAGGAUGACAGUCCCACCACAACUAAACAUCUAAAGGUUUAGUGAUCAUCUCUCCUUAUCCUGUUUUAACAUAAAUACUUUCUGCAUAUGCGUGCAAAUUACAGCUGUCACUUUAUGAGAAGACUAAGGCUGACGCAUCUAGAGUUAGGCUUUCUGGUCAAUGUUUACCAAUAUUUGGACUAAAACAAUUUUUGGACUAAAACUCAGUCUCGAGUUAGCUGUUUGUUUUUUCUUUGUAUUAUUUAAGCUUUUUUCUUGGUCCAAUAACUUUUGGACAUGUGUAUAACUAUUCUUUAUGUAGAUUUUUUUUUUUUUACCUUGCAACAGAUUCUCAUAGCACUUACUACUUGAGGGUGAAUUUGAGAGCUGACAGCCUGCAUAGCCUGUAUAGAAAAAAGGAACUGAACUGAACAAAUUUGUUACCUUUGGUUUCCAUAUAUACCUUUUCAUUAGAAAAAAACUUGGGGUGUGUAUUAUUAUAAAUAUUAGCGUUAUCAAAGCAGUGUAUGCCUUUUUUCUAGACAGGACUGUCAUUUUCCAAUUCAUUCUCAAAACAUAAAAAAAUAAAAUAAACAGUUGCCUUAAAUCUAAAGUUUAUUCACUUCCUUGCUUUUUUAUGAGGAUAAUAUCCCACAUUACAGGUGAGAUCCGCAAUCUUUAGAAUGCAUUUCCUGGGAAAGGUGUGUAUUGAGUUUGUUGCUGUUCUGUUAAGAUCCAGUGUAAACCAGUGUAGUGUGUGAAGGAACCCAAACCUUCAACGUCAUUAGAUAACCCCUUCUUUCCCCACUAAUGGCGUGUCAAAUCCACAUAUGAAAGCUGCUACGGAAACUUCAGUCUGGUUUUGUCUGCUGAGGGUCGUCUCUCUUGCUCAGCGUGAACUUUCAAAUUCAAAUCUCUUACACAUUUUAGAGGUUCCACAGUAUUUUACCUGCUUCCUUCCUUCAAUCAAUUGCCUUCAGCUAGAUCAAGAAUACGGUGUUUGCAGUGUCAUAUACAGGUAUUAAGCUUCACUUUACUAGUAUCGUGGUUACCUAACCAUGAGAUGGUGUGCUCGUUACUUUUUUUUACUGUUGUACUUCAUGCCAUUGCAACAUCUCGGUGUCCAUUUUAAAACUUUUUGCAGAUUUGCAGAUGUUACCUUUUGUUUCUGUACAUGAUGUGUGUUAACAGGGCACAGCUCUGUUGUGUGGGCUGAUUGAAAGCUACCUGAAUGUUGCUUUUAUUGUCAUUGUAUCAUUUCCUGGCCAAAUAUAAACUACACAGUGUAUGAUGAUGGAACAUAACUGAAUAUUUAAUAUUUACUUGCGACAAAGUCCUAAGUUUGCCUUUAACAUAAAAGAAGUAAGAAUAUAAGAAAAAAAAUCUUCUCAUCAAAAGUACAAUCUUAUGAUGUUUAAACCCACAAUAUCAGUCAAAAUUACCAUAU